AUGGCGACAACAGCCAUGGUGGUGUCUCCGUUGGCUUCUCAACCUUCGCCAAAAAAUAAACGCCGUCUCUUCGCUGAAGCGAGACAAAACAGCUUACAAAAACUAAGCGUCAUAUUCGAUCACGGGAAUAAAAAUGGCAAUGGUGGUGAGACUACAUGGUGUUUUAGUCAGGUGAAGGGUACUUUGGAAGACGAUGUUACCGAGGCCGACCUGAUAUCAUGUGUGGAGUUUAAUCAUGAUGGAGAGCUUCUAGCUACGGGGGAUAAGGGUGGCAGGGUUGUUAUAUUUCAAAGAGACCCAGCAUCUAAGCAAUGUGUGCCCAAAAAAGGUGAAUACAAUGUGUAUUCAACGUUCCAAUCCCAUGAACCGGAGUUUGAUUAUCUCAAGUCCUUAGAAAUAGAAGAAAAAAUUAAUAAAAUAAGAUGGCUUAAGAGAAAGAAUCAGGCGCACUUCCUAUUGUCAACAAACGACAAGACCAUCAAACUGUGGAAGGUAUCGGAGCGUGACAAGCGAGUGACUGGUUACAAUACUCGUGAAGAAGGUGGCAGGCCGAGGGAUCCUGCCAGGGUUACCUCGCUCAGGGUACCUACAGUCAGUCCAGCAGACCUCAUGGUUGAAGCCUCACCUAGACGGAUAUUCGCCAACGCGCACACAUACCACAUUAAUUCAAUAUCCCUGAACUCGGAUCAAGAGACCUACCUGUCAGCUGAUGAUCUACGGAUCAAUUUGUGGCACUUGGAAAUAACUGACCAGAGCUUCAAUAUAGUGGAUAUAAAGCCUGCUAAUAUGGAGGAACUCACCGAGGUUAUAACCGCAGCGGAGUUCCAUCCGACUGAAUGCAAUCUCUUUGUAUAUUCUAGUAGUAAGGGUACAAUAAGGCUGUGCGACAUGCGGGCGGCGGCGUUGUGUGACCGUCACGCGAAGCUGUUUGAGGAGGAGGAAGAUCCGCACGCGAGAUCAUUCUUCUCAGAGAUCAUAUCAUCUAUAAGCGAUGUUAAGCUUAGCAAUUCUGGCAGAUACAUGAUGUCUAGAGACUAUUUAGGUUUAAAAGUAUGGGAUAUUAGAAUGGAGACCAAACCAGUAGAAACAUAUCCAGUGCAUGAGUAUCUACGAUCAAAACUUUGCUCACUGUACGAAAAUGACUGCAUCUUUGACAAGUUUGAGUGCUGUUGGAGCGGAGAUGACCAAAGGCUCAUGACUGGAUCAUACAACGGCUUCUUUAGAAUAUUCGAGCGUGGUUGCGGCGCGGGCGCGGCGCCUGCUCGUCGCGGGGAAUUAACAUUGGAGGCGUCACGUGAUGCGGCUGCUACAAGGCCACGACAGCCGCUUAGGGCGAGGAGAGUCGCUGCCACGGCCAAGAGGAAGAAGGACGAGAUAAGCGUAGACUGUUUGGACUUCAAUAAGAAAAUAUUACAUACGGCGUGGCAUCCACACGAGAGCAUCAUAGCUGUUGCGGCGACAAAUAAUCUUUUUAUAUUCCAAGACAAAUUCUAG
Danaus chrysippus (African queen) is the source of this 1494-nucleotide messenger RNA. The record is from the annotation of a GenBank genome assembly. NCBI's taxonomy places the organism in Eukaryota, Metazoa, Arthropoda, Insecta, Lepidoptera, Nymphalidae.